Rubroshorea leprosula is the source of this 561-nucleotide messenger RNA. NCBI's taxonomy places the organism in Eukaryota, Viridiplantae, Streptophyta, Magnoliopsida, Malvales, Dipterocarpaceae. The record is from the annotation of a GenBank genome assembly.
AAAGAGUCUUUUCACUUCUCCUCACCAUUAAUGCCCCUGAAUCUUCAAUCAAUUCACAGAGAAAAGAACAGCAUUCAUUGCAACCACAACAGCACAACACAUGGCUAUCAGCUUGUGAAGGGUCCUACCAGAUGGCCUGUGUCAAAGUCACAGUCACAAACUGGGACGGCACCGGCGCGCGUUAGUGCCCACCAGUUGCACUUUGGACCCUUAUGGUUAGGUGUGGUGUGGGGGUACUCAUUUGGGAGAUAUGUGAAUGUAAAUCCCCUUCUCAAGAGGGAUACUUCCACUCACACUCCCCGUGCCCCCACAUCAAGGUAAACAACAAGCUUCACUAGCAAACAAACAUCUGAAUGAAAAAAGGGCAUAUAACUAUCAUCCCACUGCCAACAGUUAAGAGAUCCAAUAAUUGCUUUGUGACGUUAGAUGGUGUCAGGCUCCCAAACUGUGAGCCAAAGAAUUUGUAAAUUCAAAUCUGUGCAUGUUGUAGUUGCUUGCUUAGCUUGGGAUUCCACUGAUUGUUUUUCUUACGAGCACGUACAGUAAAUACUGUGGGUUGCG